UGCGUGCGUUCGGCUAGCCCUGAGCAAUAGAGGAAGGGGACUUUCUAGACGAGGUUUUCCAUUCUCGUUGCUGGUUGGCGGACGUUUCUGAAGGUCGGCGAUACUGUGCCAACCAACAUGGCGGGUCAGGAAGGCGAAGUAGUUAAAGAAAAGUCCUUCAAAUUAUUGGGCAUCAUUGAUGUUCAGAAUACACCUUGUGCACGGGAAUCUAUACUGUAUGGAACUGUUGGGUCUCUGGUUCUUGGCUUAGGACAUUUCUUAGCAACAAGUAGAGUGAGAAGAUCCUGUGACGUAGCUGUCGGUGGAUACAUUCUUACUACACUUGGAUGCUGGAUGCACUGCAGAUACAAUAAUGCAAAAGUAAGGAUCCAGCAAAAGAUGUUACAAGAAGGAAUUAAAAAUAGGAUACUAUUUGAAGGCAGCAGUAUAGAUCCAAAUACGCGUAAAAACACAACUGACUCAAAAACCUGAUUUUCCGCAUCAAAAACAGGAUUCCAAUGCAUAUGCUAAACACCUUUCCAAAACCUGCAUUUAAAGAAUAUAGGAGUUUGUGGCAGUAACAAUAAACCACACCUUUUCAGUAACUGUUAAAUGACCACCACCUUUAUAUUUUUUUUCUAUAAAAUAUGCCCUGUGGCGUUGACAAUUGGGUACAGCACUACAUAGGAUGUAUUACACAGUGCAGUCCAUAAUUCUUUUGCCUCAUGGCACUAAACUGGAGCCAACUGGUCUGCCCUGUGGGGUAAAGGGAAACCUGUUUUCUGCCUUCAGCACUGAUGUCCUCUCACACUGGAGCAGAUGCCACAUAAGAGGAACACAUGUAGAUUGUUAAGUGCAAGUGGGUACAUACCCACAAUGCUUAAAUACUACAGGCCACAAAGUGACAGUAUUGGCAGUAGUUUUAAAUAAAGGCUAGUGUGGCAACCCUGAUGAAAUCCCUAAGGAACAAGCAAGUUGUGUAAUUUUUCCUGAACCUAAAUCAGGAGAAAUCCCCCAAACAAUGGACAGAAGACAACCACAUAUCUGCCAUUCCCUGCAGUCCUACCUCCCAUAUAUGCUGCUGCUGCACAUCCUCCAGUGCUCCUGCCAUAAGAUAGUAAACUCAAAUACACAACAUUUUGCUUUGCUAAACAGACAUGCAACUUCCCCCCACUUUCUGUUUAAGCAGCCUGACCAGAUCAGAUACAUCUUUUUUGUAUAUGUUGGUCUGCAUUGAAUUUAGAACAAAGGGAAUAAACUAAUGUUCAGUCAAUGUUGCCAAUGGUUUCUUCUUUUUUUAAUUAUACCCAGACUUUGUGUGUUGCAUGUAUUUGGGUGUAGAUUUGAAGAUCAAAAUGGUGACACAGUGGAAGCAGUAAGAAUGUAAAGUCAACUGUGCUUGGCCAAGGACUGCUCUACAUUAGCACUAGUACUGUUUAGAAAACUAUUUACCCAUUCAGAAUACUGCAGAAUCCAAAAUUAAUGUUUAUAUACAGGUGAUCUGUUGGUUGUCAUAAGUGGUUUCCUGGCUUAGUAUUGUUUGCAGGGGCUGGAGAGUCAUUCAUUAAACAUAAAAUGCAGUACUCAUUUUAGGGGGCUACACAUACCUCAUGGUAUGGACAAGUAUAUGCAGUUUCAGACAAGUAGUUAAUAAAAAUGAAUGCCGUGUCUCAACAAAUGUCUUUUCAUAAUAUGAUACAGAAAAUGCUGCAAGUCUGAAAUUUUAAGUUGAUUUUUCCCACAAACACACCUAUUUAUAACUCUUCUUAAAUUUAACAAAUUUAUUGCAUUUGCAGGGGUUGAAGUGUCAGCAAUAAAAAUUUUACGUGCUUUAGAUUUUUUCCACUUAAUUGAGUAAUAAUUUGCAUAUUUGGGAUCAAUUCAGAAGAGCUACAACAUUAAUUUUAAUUAGUCACUUUGUAAAAAUUUGCACAGAAAUUUAUAUUUUGUAAUAUCACCACUGCAACUUUCUAUUAAAUUUACUUUCCUCUCCAGACAGUCACUACACCCGUUAUGUACCUCAUCAACCAUUCCUCCUCUGCCAUGCACAGGCUUCCUUUCAGGAUGAAUUCAAAUACUAACCCUUGCAAUCUCCACUCAGCUACAUCAACAUAUUUUGAUGCACUAUUCACUCCUCAUUGCAUUGCACAAACAAAUUAAAAAUGUCACCAGAGCUGCACCCCCUUCCUUAGAAAUACCCUCUACAUUUAAUCUCGCAGACUAACAUUUUAACAAUUUUUACAGAGCCAUACUACCAUCUAAUCUGUUUUCUUUUAGCAUACCAUAUGCCACCUCCCAAGUACAAAACUAGAAACCAGAUCUUUCACUACAAUCACUCCUAAUAUCACUGUUUUCCCACACCUUCAGUCAUGUAACCCCUUCUCCUCUUAGACUAAUCUUUUUUUGUGCAAGGACCAUAUUAGCAUCUAUAUUAGUUCUUGCAGGUAAAUUUUCUAAUCUACCUAUAUGUACAGCGCUGCAGAAUAUUUUGCCCCUUUCUAAGUUGUAAUAAUGUGGCCCUUUAAAAAGAAAAAAAAAUAAAUGGUAAACUAAAAGGAUAGCUCCAUGAAAUGUCCCUAAACUGAGAGCAAAAACUACUGAAUGGUGCAGCUGUUACAUGUUUUUAUGAAAACGGAUCAGUAGUGAAAAUGCAUAAAAGCUUUAAGAACUUGUUCCCUUUUAUUCUUAAGUUAGUGCAGUCCAACUGUUAUAAGUAAAUAGGAUGAUAAUGAACCAAAUAUCUUGUAUGUAUAUGUAUUGUUAUGUCUACUUAAUCUGUUUUGUCAUAAAAUCAGGGCCAUCCAUAAAUUAACAACCUUAUAUCACAAGAACAGCUUUUCAACACUGUAAAAGUUCAAGCAGACCCUUUGAUGAAUAUACAACACGUAUUUCCUUGUUAACUAUAAAAUACAACAACACUUAAAAAGUGUAGUAACUCAUACACAUUUUGUAUUAUAAAAAUUAGGACCUAUUCUAAGUGUUUUUUUUUACCAAAAGGCAUAGUCUAGGUUUCACCUAUUCUCCAUUACAAAAACACUGCCAGUUAUGUUUCUCAGCAACUACAGUUUACAGAGGGUGCACAGGUAAUUUGUUCACCUGACCAUUUACAGUUCUACAGCUCUGUCUGAAGGGUGCUGUUACAUGAAAAUAACUUUAAUUCAACAUAAAUUAGUGGCAAACACAUUCAUUCUAACAAAUAAAAAUGCAGUGAUCUUUUAAGCUUCUAUCCCUGACUGAAAGGAGCAGCUGUAUUGGCAGCAGUUUCCCCAGGGUGACUAGGUUGAUCCUUAAUGCUAACUAGUACCAUGUCUGGUGCACAUAUAUAAAUAUAAAUCAAUGAAUAGCGCCCCUUUUAAAAUCCCCUGCAGUCAUUUGCAAAAUCCUUCAACCCCAUGCAAUCUAUCAAAGAUUAAAAUGUACGUACUUUUCAACAAAUAGGCUAGGGGACAAAGUCCUCAUUAGGGUAGAAAGCAACUUUUGUAAAUACCUACCUGCUUUACAUGUACUUACCAUGAAAACACACUUCUGCAGUUAGAAGGUGUGCGCCACGACAACUAGAAAAAAAAAAAAA
Messenger RNA from Xenopus tropicalis (tropical clawed frog), 3550 nucleotides. It is a transcript of the gene cox20, whose product is annotated as cytochrome c oxidase assembly factor COX20. Gene Ontology annotation, cellular component: mitochondrial inner membrane. The record is from RefSeq and is a predicted model, not a curated record. Bases 118 to 471 code for a protein of 117 amino acids. The transcript has 4 exons. Lineage: Eukaryota; Metazoa; Chordata; Amphibia; Anura; Pipidae. Gene Ontology annotation, biological process: mitochondrial respiratory chain complex IV assembly.